AUGUCCCUUCGCAUUUUUCUUGGUCUUGAUUCAGUACCGAAUUACACUCUUGCUGAUAUCAGUGAGCAAUCUAUGCUUAAAAUGCAUGUAAAACCAGAGACAUCAGAGAUACGUCCGUAUGUUGUUUGUGUUGUUUUGAGAGGCAUAACUUUCAGUGAGGCAAGAUAUAACAGCUUCAUUGAUCUCCAAGAUAAGCUUCACCAAAAUAUAUGCAGUGAUGAACGUGGUGUCAGGGUUCUUAUGAAUGUUGAUAGCUUUGGUGCUGUUGGAGAUGGAGUUUUUGAUGACACAAAGGCCUUUGGAGAUGCAUGGAAGGAAGCAUGUUUUACAGAUUGCAUUCACUGGAAGCAGUGCAAUAUAUAA
Lactuca virosa is the source of this 363-nucleotide messenger RNA. The record is from the annotation of a GenBank genome assembly. NCBI's taxonomy places the organism in Eukaryota, Viridiplantae, Streptophyta, Magnoliopsida, Asterales, Asteraceae.